UGACAGGAUGGCAGAGGAAAAGCGCCAGAGUCCUGGAAUUAAGAUCGGGACCGUUAUUCAAAGUCAGAUCGCGACUGACACCACACGGACCCCGGAGCGCACCGGAGCCGCGGCGCGUCGCGUUUGCUGAUGCGCGACCGGAACUUUUCCGCAAAUCCAAUUGCAUUCUUCUGUGAAAUACUCCUGGAAAAAAAGUAUGGAAAACAGCUGCUUCGAAGAAUCGUAAUUGCGGCGCGCUCAAAAGCACACGGGUAACUUCACUUUCCUUUAGAAACGCCACAAAGUGACAUUUCUGCGCGUCGCUCGUCUGCGCUCGUCACACGCGUAAAGUUUUUUAAAAGCGCUCCUUCGCUUUUAUUUGGGACGCGGAGGAAAGCAAAUGCGUGAUGGAAAUAAGACAUGAUGGAUUUAUGUUACCGCAUCAGUGACAGGGGUCCUGUCAUGUUUUAACGGAAGAGAAAGUGUUGCAGUCUAACGUGCUGAUCUAUCCAUUCAUACUUGGGAAGGAGUAACUGUGUUUCUCGGCGUUGAUACUGAAAGUUAUUAUCAGCCAGAAAAGCUUGCGCCCUGAUGUCAUGGGCUGACCUGGGACCGCACAGUUGAUAGUGUGGGGGACAAUGUCGGGACCCCGCGUCCUCGUCCCGUUUUGGGUUCGUGUGUUUCUCCUGCUGCUGCUUCACAGAGUCUCUGCAGGCUGUCCGGAGCUCCUUUCCAGCGGCUGCAGCUGCGCAGAGGACCGCGGUAAGGCUCACAGCGCGCCCGGGGCGCGGAGGAAAGUGAGCUGCGUUGGGAAGGAGCUCACCGAAACGCCCGAAGUCAGUCUGCUGCCCAACAGGACCGUCUCGCUAAACCUGAGCAACAAUCGCAUCCGCGUCCUGAAAAAUGGCUCCUUCGCUGGCUUGUGCUCCCUCGAGAAGCUGGAUCUCAGGAAUAACUUGAUCAGCACCAUCAUGCCUGGAGCCUUUCUGGGUCUCACAGCUCUUCGAAAACUUGACCUCUCCAGUAACCGAAUUGGCUGCCUGACCUCAGAAGUGUUCCAGGGACUUACCAACCUCACUAAAUUAAACAUCUCUGGAAACAUCUUUUCCUCUCUGGAUCCACAUUUGUUUAUGGAGUUACACUCUCUAAAGCUGGUAAACUUUCACUCUGAGUUCCUGUCAUGUGACUGCGGUCUGCGCUGGGUCCCAGGCUUCUUCCGCAGCAGUUCAGCUCGGCUUGGCGACGAAACACUGUGUGCGUAUCCCAGAAGACUUCAGAACAAACCCCUGCGAAUCCUCAGAGAGACUGACCUCAGCUGUGAGGGUCCGCUGGAGCUGCACACGCUGUCUCUGUUACCCUCGCUGCGGCAGGUCGUGUUUAAGGGAGACAGGCUGCCUUUCCACUGCACCGCUUCACUGGUGGACAAAAUCACUGCUCUUCACUGGCGUCACAAAGGACAGCCUGUCACCUCUGACCCCGCCAGCGGAGUUCAUCUGGAAGAGAGUGUACAGCAUGACUGCACCUUCAUCACCAGUGAGCUGAUCCUGUCAAACGUGCACGUGGAGGCGAGCGGUGAGUGGGAGUGUGUGGUGUCCACGGGCCGCGGGAACGCCUCUCGCAGCGUGGAGAUAGUGGUUCUGGAGAACAGCGCCUCCUUCUGUCCGGAGCAAAGAGUGACUAACAACCGAGGGGAGUUCAGGUGGCCCAGGACUCUGGCUGGCAUCACCUCCUACCAGCACUGCCUGCAGCUGCGCUACCCCUCCUUGACCAUAGGAGGCGGCGUGGAGCAGAAGAAGGCCUGGCGUAACUGUGACCGCUCUGGACGCUGGGAGGAGGGAGACUACUCUCAGUGCCUCUACACUAACGGCAUCACGCGCGUCCUGCAUACCUUCAUACUGAUGCCCAUGAAUGCCUCCAACGCGGUGACUCUGGCCCACCAGGUGCGUUCAUACACGCUGGAGGCCGCUGGCUUCACAGACACGGUGGAUGUUCUUUACGUGGCUCAGAUGAUGCACAAAUGCAUGGACUACGUGACAGAACUGCGUGAGCUGUCCGAGGUGCUGGUGGAAAUGGGCAGUAACCUGAUGCAGGUAGAUGAUCAGAUCCUGGCUCGAGCCCAGAGAGAGGAAAGAGCCUGCAGUUCAGUCGUCUACAUGCUGGAGACUCUCGCCUGGCCUCAGCUGCACUCUCACGCACAGGACUUCUCCAAAAGUUCUCGUAACAUCGUGAUGGAGGCUCACCUGAUUCGUCCCGCUCAUUUUACUGGCAUGAGCUGCACAGUUUAUCAGAGAAGAGAGGCGGCAGGAGGGAGCCAGGGGCAUGAUGGGAUUGAACCAUCUCUUGAGCAGCAACUGCGAUUUCGCUGCACCACAGGAACACACAACACCUCGCUGAAUGCUUUUCAUCUCAAGAAUGCAGUGGCCCUUGCUUCAGUGUCUCUCCCCGCGUCUCUUUUUCCGCCGAACGCUCCUCCUGACUGUAAGCUGCAGUUUGUGGCGUUUCGCAGCGGAAGAUUCUUCCCAUUUACCAGCAAUUUCACAGGGCAUUCGGACCUUGCCCGCAGACGUGGCGUCAACACUCCAGUUAUCUACGUUGGCCUUGAUGGAUGUAGCAUGUGGAAUCAGUCCGAUCCCGUUAUUGUGUCACUACGACACACGUCCCCUGGAAAUGACCCCGUUGCUGCCCACUGGAGCCUGCAGGCGCUGGAGCAUCAUGGGAGUUGGAGUCUGGAUGGCUGUCAGGUGGCCCAUACUGAUGCGUCCACCUCUACACUGCGCUGCUCUGUACUGAGCAAUUACGCUGUGCUUCAGGAGAUGCCAGAUUUCCCAGGUUCACCUUUGAUUCCAGUGGAAGUGCUCCAUCCGGUGAUCUACACCUGUACUGCAGUCCUGCUCCUCUGUCUCUUCACCAUCAUCAUCACCUACAUACUGCAUCACAGCUCUAUUAGAAUCACAAGGAAGAGUUGGCACACGCUGCUGAACACUAGUUUCCACAUCGCAAUGACGUCUGCAGUAUUUGCUGGAGGCAUCACUCUGACAGGCUACCCAGUCGUCUGCCAGGCAGUGGGGAUUGUUCUUCACUACUCUUCUCUGUCCACUUUGUUAUGGAUCGGAGUUAGCGCCAGAGUCAUAUAUAAAGAGGCCUUAUUAAGGACUCCACAGCAGCUAGAAGGAGAGUCUGCUGUACAACCGACCCAGCGGCCCAUGCUCAGGUUUUAUUUGAUAGCUGGUGGGGUCCCACUCAUCAUAUGUGGUAUCACUGCAGCUGUAAACAUCAAUAACUACGGAGACAACAUUCCUUACUGCUGGUUGGUAUGGCAACCCAGUUUCGGAGCCUUCUACAUUCCAGCAGGAUUGAUCAUUCUUGUGACCUGGAUCUACUUCCUGUGCACUGCUUUCUGCCUGAGGCGCCGAAACUUCCAGGAGUCCAAAGAUCCCCCUUGUUCCGCAUCCGACCCCUCAACCUUGCCUGAGAGCCAACCGGCAGUCAGCGGCAGCACCAGCCUGCUCUCGACAGACUCUGUGGUGAGCCCAGUGCAUGCUGGGACGGCAGUGGAAGACCAGUACUCAUUGAAGGUCCAAUGUUUGGCUCUGGUUGCAACGCAGUUUGUGUUUUUGGGGCUGUGGUGCUGCGGUGCAAUGGCCGUUUGGUACGUGGAUAGAGAGCGGAAACUCUUCAGCUGCCUUUAUGGAGGAACAGCUACUGGAUUAGGUAUCUUCUUGGUGCUCCAUCACUGUUUCAAGCGUUUGGAUGUCCAGGCAGCAUGGCUAAGUUGUUGCCCCGGGUACCGUCGCUCACAACCCAUGCCGGCUUAUUCCCACCCUUGCACUGCCACUGUAGGCGUCCAGAGUGCCUCGGAAAGGGGCUCACAACUUUUUGUAGGAUGCCACCCACCGACGGACACCAACAAUUACUCUUCUUCUGCCAGGUCGUCUUCUACUCAAAGUGGAAUGACGAGCAUCACCGCCGGGCCUUGCAAACUCACCAACCUCCUUCAAGUGACACAGGACAACACGAAUAACACCACCCGAGCGCCAACGGGAACUAAUACCAACACAAGCACGAGCACCGAGAACAACAAGCCUGCCAACAAUCUCCUGCCCAGUCUACUGCCCAUCCAGCAGCCUCAAAGAAGGAAGGCUUGUAGUAGAACAAGGGGUGGCAAUACCCAAUACCAUCACCGAGGGGACGGGAGAGGGCACUACCGCCUCAAAGCUCUCAGAGCGGGUGGAGGAGGUAGCAUGGGUGCUUUGGGACCUUCUGGGACAGAGCAAUCAAACAUCCACCAUCUACACAAACACGCUUCCAGCGAGAACGGAAGUCUACGGAAUAGCCAUUCUGAGGGUCAGAACGGACUUUUGACCAAUGGGCGACACAGAGGGGAGGGACUAGCGACGAGCCCUUCGGAAGGCAGCGAUGGAGGUAGCAGCGGAAGUAGAAAGCCGUUUCCCCUGUUGCCUUCAGCGGCGAGCAGGUCGGGCACGCAGCAGAACGCUCAACGGCGCAGCGCUAGCAAAGACAAUCUUAAACUGGCCGCCGCGGCUGAGAGAGAGUCCAAGCGGAGUUCGUUCCCUCUAAACGUGGCAUCAAAUGUCACUGCGACGGCCUCGUUGACGACAGUUUCAGCGCCAAAUGGAACACUAAAGGGAUCCGUAGUGGAACUAGACACUAGUGGAACUGACCAAUCACAGGGUUCGGUUGGUAUGAAGAGCAGGGUAUGGAAGAGUGAGACGACCGUAUAAUAGACUUUAAAGGUUUCUUGAAGGAGUGAACUGUAUGCUAGGAGCCAAUGCAUGGAUUUCUUUCUCCACAACCCCACUGAAAACCAGUCUAAGAUGGUUUGGGGGCUUAGUUGGUCUGUCUGGCUGGUGUUGGACAUUUUUCAGCCAAUAAACAUCAGCUUGGCUUGGAGACCGGCUAAGACCAUGAACCAAGUCUAAUAGUGUUGUAGAACUUAAGACUAGACGAAUGCAAUUUUUUAUGGUCUUUCUUUGGAUUUCGGUCUCAAGUACUACAUGAGUAGUCUGUACAUGCUUGCGCAUAUCUGCUCUGCGUACUGAAGCAGGUGACACUUGAGAAACCUUGCUUCAUUCAAGACCCUCUUCAAAUCUCUGUCGUGACACUAGACAGAUUUCAGAGUCCUAUUUCGGCCAGUUUUAAGUAUUACAACACUGAAGCUUAGGCUGGUUCAAUCAGGGUUUUUUUUUAGCAGGAAAGAGAAACAUAUGGCUUCCUUUAUGAUGAACCACCCAAACUUUCGAAGGGGUUUGAACCCUCCAACAUGCUAAGAGCUAAUGCUAAGCAUGCUAACAAGGAGAAAUUGUGUGAGGCUGUUUUAUUUGAAAAAAAUAAGGGGUGUGUAUGCAAAACCUGACUCCCUUAUAAAGACAGUGGUGGAGGACUUGGUUUGCCAAAAUAUGCAAAAUCAUUUUGAGUGCUUUUGUUAUCCUGUAAUACCACUUAACCUAACUACGGAGCCCUGCACAUGACAUGCAGGAAAAAAAAUAGGCUAGUAGGCUAAAUUUUGCGCACAAUAUACUAUUUAAUUCCCUAGAUUUAUAAAUUGUGCACUCAGUUUAUAAAUUAAGGGAACAAAUUAGUAAAAAUGUGCACGGUUUAGCAAAUCGAGAAAAUUAAAUAGUAAUCGUGUGAGCUAUUUAUGUUUAUUUUUUCCUGCAUGUCAUGUGCAGGGCUUCGGACCUAACGAACUGUUUAAACAUACUGAAUAUUUUAAUAUCGAAUACGCCAAGGGAACUGAACCUAAAGUUCAGCCAUUUAGCUGUGUUGAUCUUUGUUUCUGACUAUGCAUAUCGAUCAGGAUGGAGGGCCUUCUGCUUGUUACCUAAGCUUUUUUGUGCAGUCCCUUUGUGUCUUUGUCUUUUGUGUGUCCAUAUGUUUUUAUUUACGCUAUUUCAUUUACAUGUCUGUAAGAAUGUACAUUGUGUUAUGUAUGUAUUGUUUGACCAUUACAGUGUUAAUUCAACUCUCUGGCACUAAUAAGCAGCUUUUGACAUCGGUCCCAUACAAAUAUAGAAAACAAAGACUUGCCAUUGAUCCAUCCAUCCCCAACAUUUCCAUCCAAUUUUAACUGGUCCUGGGAAUGUCGUUCCUAUUCUUCUGAUGUCUUUCAGCAGAAAGUGAACUAUUGCAUGCAAUUUUUUAUGAAUAGAAACCCUUUUGGAAAAUGUUGCUUAACACUGCCCUCUAUCGGGCCAUUCCUGCCAUUGAUCAAAUGCACUGAUAAUGAAUGCUGUUGAUGGACAAAUGAUAUCAACAAAGUGACAGCUGCUCCGGAUGUCACUCCAUAUUUACUAAGGAAUUUGAUAAUGAAGGGCAAGUGUUUGUCCGUACAUGUUCUGUUGUAGCACCAUGUGUAACAUGGGCUUUUUUAGCACUUGGUUCAGGUUAUUAAGAGAGCAUUUGGCAUGUUCUUAUAAAUAAUAAUAACAUAUUUAUAUCAUACAUAUCAGUAUUAAUAGUGAUGUAAUUGCCAUUAUGCAAUUUUACGAUAUCAGUAUUUUACAGAGUAUCGACCUAAUCAGUUUUAUGAACUCUGUUUUAGUCUAAAAGCACACUAGCGAUCAAAGCUAGAUCUCCCACUAUUUUCCUUCAGAUUAUUACCAUACGUGGAGCAGGUUUUGUUUAUUACGAAACACUGUUCAUCCCACGAAUGGUUAGCAAGGCCUGCUAAUCAGCCUGAAAUGGUCAGUACUCCUUCUUAAGAUUAUGCAAAGAAUUUGUGACAAAAAAAUAUUUUCAAAAGGCAUUUUGUUUUUUAAGAAUGUCAAAAUGUAUUUUUCUCACAAAGCAAAGAAUGGACAAUCCCAACCAAAAACAAAAGGGGAAUUCAGAUCUUUGCACUGACUGCUUUUUUUCCCCCCCAAGGCCCACGAGCUAUCAGAUACUGACUGUAGAGCCAUUAUUUUUAGAUCACAUCAUGACCGAGUCACAAGUGUUGCCCGUCUUUAGCUUUAGCAACACUUUGAUUAAAAUAUAAUUACUUUAAAGUCUGUUCAGGGAUAUUUGUAUGCCAAAGAAGUUAUCUGAUAUUGUGUAGCGCCCCGUUUGUCUUUUACCCCUUCAAGCCAGAAAUCUCCCUUAAAGUUGUUAAACAUUUAAAGACCACAUGUUGCUAAAGGACCAGUUCUUCCUUUUCCCAAAUCAAAAAGCAUUUAAUGUCAUGAUGACCUGUGUGAUAAUUUUGUGAUUAAUGUAAGUUAAGCUAUUGGUUAUGAAGGCUUAUAAUCACCAUCGUGUCAAUACAGAUUGCAUUUUCUAUAUGAUUUUGGUUGUAUACGAUUUCAGUAGUUGUCAAUUGAAACUACAACAACGAAGAAUGUAGUUCACAAAUUCAUGGAAUCUAUGGCCUGCUCAAAGUUUGCCAUGUGUAUGUAAUACUUUUUUUUUUUUUCAUUUAAAAAAGAAUUUUGAAAUGGCUUGUUUGUGUUUGUAAUGGUUUCAUGUGACAUUGUGAUAUUUGCAUGAACAAUUUUCUUUGCCUCUGGGUAGGCCUAGAGCUUCUGAGGGUCAGUAUAAAUUCAGUGUUAUCCUAAAUAAUGAUGUUUUGAUUGUCAUCUCGAAGUUUAAAAGGGAGAUUUCAAUAGUAACAUGAGUAUUUAUAUUUUUUUGUCACUCACUUCAAUAUGAAAAUGAUAGCAACAUUUUUGUAUCGAUUUCAGUAAUAUAUUUCCUAUAGAUAUUAAGAUUGUGCCUUAUCAAUGACCUGAUGCAAAAUAAAGGUUUGGAAAAAUGCCAUAAAAUCAAAAUUA
Messenger RNA from Puntigrus tetrazona (Sumatra barb), 7748 nucleotides. RefSeq names its product adhesion G protein-coupled receptor A2 (gene adgra2). NCBI's taxonomy places the organism in Eukaryota, Metazoa, Chordata, Actinopteri, Cypriniformes, Cyprinidae. Gene Ontology annotation, biological process: central nervous system development; positive regulation of canonical Wnt signaling pathway; cell surface receptor signaling pathway. The record is from RefSeq and is a predicted model, not a curated record. Bases 618 to 4721 code for a protein of 1367 amino acids. Gene Ontology annotation, molecular function: protein binding; G protein-coupled receptor activity. The transcript has 19 exons. Gene Ontology annotation, cellular component: Wnt signalosome; plasma membrane.